Molecule: messenger RNA, 1770 nt
Organism: Mesoplodon densirostris (Blainville's beaked whale)
Lineage: Eukaryota; Metazoa; Chordata; Mammalia; Artiodactyla; Ziphiidae
Gene: BEND2
Product: BEN domain containing 2
Exons: 9
Molecular function (GO): DNA binding
Source: RefSeq, a predicted model, not a curated record
AUGAACUGGGUUGACACUGCUCUGCCAGGGCCUUCUGAGCGAUUGUGCAAGAUGUGUUGGGAUAGAGCUGGGAAGCGGAGGGGAGGACCUCCACUGGGGACUGGUGAUCCUCAGACAACCCCGAUCCUGUACUCUCAUGUCGUGGAGAAAAUGGAGGGUGUGGUGCAGAAAUCCCCUCCGAGUCCUGAUUCCUCUCCCCACAGCCCUCACACUUGCCUGGAUCCAUCUCUGACGACCUCCUUCCUGACCACUGGAGGAGAUUGUAGCCCAUCUUUACCCGUGGAAAGGCAGGAAGACAAUGCCGGGACCAACCCUGUAGGAACAUCUCUUCAGUCAGCAGCACUCCCUGAACUGCAGCAGCCGGUCCUCAGGGAGAGUCCACCACCGCCCAGAAUCGUCUCCACAUACUCAUCAGAGCCGUGUUUCACACCAUGUAGCCCAUCUCCUGGGCUUCCUGUUCUAUCCACCUAUCUCAGUGAAGGUGCUGAAAGUACCAACAGUGUUAUCUCAUCUGCCCAGGCUGCUGUAGCAGUACCUACAGCAGUUCUGCCACAAGGAGAACUCAGUCUGGCAGAUACCUCUGAGACAAUGAACUACUCAACUAUAAUGGGAAAUAACAGCAUGGGCCUAGACACUGCCUUGCCAUUUCUCUGCAUGCCUCCCAAUACUGGUGAAUUUGAAACGGCACACAUUACAAAUAGCAUCCUAAAUGUUGUUAAAAGCUCAAACUACCUAGAGAAGAGCCCUGAGACAACAAAUUAUCCACUUUUAUUGGAGAACAACAGUAGCCAAGAUAUUUCCUCAUUAUGUCACUGCAUUCCUCCCAGUUUUGGAUAUCUUGGUGAUCCAAGAAGAAAUGUCAGGAUGCUUGAUAUUCAUUUGAUGACUGCACAGAAGGAGGCCACACCUAAGCACGCAGCCUGCUACUUGGUUUGUAUUUUGUUCUCCAAGGAAAUCAUGAUUUCCAGCUCUGUAGCUGUCAAUUCCCAAGGCCGCCAACCCCUGGAUCCAAACAAAAUGGCUGCAAUAAGAGAACAUCUGGCAGCAGUUUUUCCCAACCGUGAUUUACGUGAAUGUGGAAAAGACUGGCAAGCCUGUAUUUCCGAUAUCAAUUCUCUGAUCUGCCAUUUAUGUUCCAAAAGAACACCCCAGAAAACUGUUGACAACAAUAUAGAGCCUACCAACCCCAAUACAGAUUCGAAUGAUAAAAGGGAUGGUGAUGACAGUGAAAGUAGUUCCCUGUUAUCUCAGCAAGCAGCUGGCUCAGAAACAAGAGAAAAUGGGAAUUCUCAGCAGAACAGCAGUGCUCUCCCUGAAGGAAUUAAAGAACCUUCCACUGAAAAUUCAAUGGUAUCUUAUGAAACACUGGAAUAUCUUGGAAAUCCAUGUAGAAAUAUACAGAUGCCAAAAUCAGUUCUGAAUAUAGCAAAAGAGAAGUCUCUUCCAGAGCUGUCAGCCAGAUACCUUAUUCACAACCUGUUCACAGAAGAAGUCCUGAUACAAAGUAAUGUCUAUGGCAGUCUGGGGCGUGGCAUGUGCGCCCUUAACGCCAAUAAGAUUAACGCUUUCCGAGAGUUUCUCCAAGACAUCUACCCGACUUGUGAUCUAUCAGAAACUGGAUGUGACUGGGAAUUGUGUGUGACAGCUCUCAAUAGUUGUAUUUGUAGUCUUAGAUGUGACCACAAGAAGUCCGCAUCCAAAUGACAGCCGCCUCCAGCAGCGACUCCUUCGACAGAGUCAGAGCCAAGGGAUACUGGCUUAGCUGACUGA